AUCCAGCCAAAAGAAGAGUCAGAGCGAUCAGCUGGGUACCACGGCAGGAGGAAGGCAAAAGGUGGGGAAAGAACUGAAGGUGAAAGAGCAGGACAUCCCACAGCUGAUCAGUGUGGACAAAAAGGAGGAACAUGGAGAACUGAGCAAGGAGGACAGACGGCAUUUGCAGAACUUCAAAGACGGGAGAAGGGAGGAGAGCAGACCUGCGUUAUGGACAACCCAAACUACGAGAAGAUCGAAGGCAAUGAACCUCCCACUCGGAAUCCACCUCCCUACUCCGAAAUCCAGCCCUAUGAAGAACCAGAUCCCUUGAUACCUCCUCCUGGGCCACCACUCCCUAUGUACUAUGGGACAGCUCCCCCUAUACCACCUGAACACCAACCUCAUUAUGGCCCACCUGGAGCAGAAUCCAGCCAAGGUCCUGUCCUGCAACCUUCACAGGCCAUCUUCAUCUCACCUGUCCAGCCCACCAAUGUACCUGAUUAUGUGCCCUACUCCAUCUUCACCAUGCUUUGCUGUUGCCUACCUCUGGGAAUCGCUGCCUUGGUUUACUCUAUACAGACCCAAGAUGCCAACUACAUUGGAAACAUCACUGCUGCCCUGAAAUACUCCAGACUAGCACUGAUCUUGGCCAACAUGGCACUCGGGGUCGGGCUCGCAUGUUGGAUUGUGUAUAUCACCAUCCUGGUGUGGUGAACUCUUCUAACCUGACAAACUAUUAGCCUGUUGGGGUGGGGGAACACACUCAAGGAUGCAUUCAUCCUAAGAUGUCCUAAGAGGCCUCCUGGAUGAUGCACAUCAGACAAAUCCUGAGUUGACAUUCUGCUCCUUGACUCAUCCAACACAAAGAUGCACUGCAGGCUGGUUAACA
Elgaria multicarinata webbii is the source of this 871-nucleotide messenger RNA. RefSeq names its product proline-rich transmembrane protein 1-like. Lineage: Eukaryota; Metazoa; Chordata; Lepidosauria; Squamata; Anguidae. The record is from RefSeq and is a predicted model, not a curated record. Gene Ontology annotation, cellular component: membrane. The transcript has 2 exons. The coding region runs from base 211 to 696 and encodes 161 amino acids.